UCAGAAACAUUGACUAUUACAAAAACCCCUCAAAAUCCCACAGUGGUUGUUGAAGGAGUGAACAGCUCCCGUGAUGUACUUAACUGGAAAUACGAAAAGUUGAUAAAGGAAAGAAUUCUGUCAGUGUCCUAUUUUAGACAAUUACCUGGUAAAGGAAGUUCAACUCGACUAGCAGUUUGGACGCCUGGUGAUAAUAAUGGGUUCACCUAUUCCAAGCCUGAAUUCAAAACUAGGUAUAAAGCAAAACUUCCCUCAACACUGGUCUUGUGGGACGUGAAAAAUAGCGAAGAGUACAGAUAUACUUUUCGAAUUACUUAUAAUUCCAGUUUGGGUAUCAAGAAGAGGACAAAUAGUGAAAUAUUCGUGGAUGUGUUUGGUAAGUAUAAAAGUUAUUCAUUAUUUUCAUUAUUUACAUUGUCAGUAUCAGUAUUAUUAUUCUAAUUAUCAUAAUGAUUCUACUAUUAACGAUUAUUAUUAUUCCUUUAUGUAUUUAUUUUUAUAAAAAACUGACUCAAAUAUCGAUCAAUACCGCAUGAGGCUUUGCCGAGUACGGUAUCGAAAAUUUCAAGUUCAUUGUCAGUGAACGAGUACAGGUUAAUGCCUAUAAUUUAGAGCAAUGAGUGCGUUAACAUUUGUAUUCAAACUGAAUUCAUUGCGCAAAGCUGGCAAAACUGUUGAGAAAAGGCAAAAAUAGCUCAACUAGCUUGAAUGAAAAAUUUAAAAUUCGCAACCUUACCUUUCAAGUUGCAGUUGCUUCCUUGGUGUUUUUAGGAAUUGCAUCAUCAAUAAUAGAAUCAGUGUCUACAUCUGACAGAUCGUCAAACUUUUAGCUUUGAGUCAGCCGAAUCCUAGUGUAAUGACAGUGGUGUGUUGAAUUUACACCACGGCUAUCACACCACGAUAAUGACGUCAAAGUGGUUGCCUCGUCACAACCCAGUAACACGUGGUACAAAUCUGGCAAUCGUAAAAUCGGAAUUCCUAAAGAGUAUGAAAAAUGGAAUAAUUACAGCCAUUCUACCAUGCUCUCCAGAAAUUGUAACUGUACGCGUCUGCUCAAAAUUGAAAACAAGCUGAAAAUCGGUCGUUUUUACAAAUAAAGUCGGGAAGAAUUCUCUGUAUUUUUUGGUCGUUGUAAACAUUUAUUCCACUCGUGCUUGUUGGAUAUGACAUGAUUAUAGCCAGCUCAUAUUCAACGUGCACUCGUGGAAUAAUUGUUAAAUAUUUUUCCAUUCUUUAGGUUAAACUCUGUGUAGGCUGAACUCGAUAUCGCUAUUCGUUUAAUCGAUAUCGUUGUUGCCAUGUUUGCCCAGUGAUGUACUUAUACACGUAUGUUAAACUACGUCACCGAUCUUACUCACUAUACUAGAGAGUGAACACUCGAAAACCAGACUGACGUUGGUUUGUUUUACAUGAUACCGAUCCAUCUCGUGGGCUAGUGAAUGCCAUAAGCUGUACAAUGUUAAUUAAUUAAAAAUUUAUUCAAUGAGGCUGAGUAUCUUAUGAAGAAUUAUGAAGAUUGACGAGGGUGUUAUACUCGUCAAAGCCAUAGGCAGAGGCGGAUAACACCCUCAGAGAUCUCGAUAAUUCUUUGUACGAUACGAAAACCGAAUUCGAUUUUUAUUAUAUUAUUCAUUCAAAAUAAUUUCUGGUUAAAAUCGUAGCUAAAACAUGCUUACCUCCAUCGAUGUUAAAUUCAUCAUCAAUAGGGCACGUUUAGGGUUGUUCAGCUCCGCAAAUAUUCUCCAAAUAGCAUUUGUCGCCCUUCGAGUUGUCUUCUUGCUGUUCUUGCCAUGUUGUUUACUCUUGAAACGAGUGAAAUGUCCGCCAUGUUUGUUUUCACAAGCAAAACAACUCAACCUCGUCCCCAGGUCUUCUCGGUUAACGGAGCACUAAGCUGCAAGGAAGCUGCACUUUUGAAAUUAUGGGUCGAUUAAUCUCAAAAUUCCUCCAAACUUGGUCAUCGGUAGCUGGUUAUGGCGGAUUAUGCGUGUGCUUUUAGCCAAUUAGAAUCGGGGAAAUAUUUUGAAAGAAUAAUAAUCAGCUUUAUACGAUUGUGCUCGAUUCCUUUUUUUACAAUACAUUUGGGAUUUUCUAACCCUUUGAGCCCAUUUGCAAUAAUUCAUAAUAACCUUUUUAUGCGCAAAUGUAGGGUGAAAAUGGUUAAAGCUCAAUACCAUGGCACACCAUUUCUCAGGUUGAUGAUCUGUCAAGAACAUUCACAUUUUACCAUCUAUUUCAUAAGCGAAAAAAAGUAAAUACAGUAAAUAAAAAAAAAAUUUGGGGGGUAAACACAAGUUUGCACUGUUGCCAGCUUAUCCUUUUAUCCUUGGCCUCAGUCAAAAUAUCAGAGUUAAGGUGUGCAGUCCCCUUAUUGUUUAGUCAUCCAGCUAUCAUUGGAUAUUAUACAACUAUCCCCUGAAGGGGAGGUGAAUAGUGGUGGUAUGUACUGAGAAGCGAGGCGUCGAGGUAUAUAUCUAGCGCUGUUCAGCGACCCUGAGGGGGAUAGUUGUUUUAGUAUUUAUUAAAUCAGUCGGAUAGAAAUGAAAAAAAGUAACUUAUUGUAAAUUAAAAAGACGUGACUUAGUAGGAACUUUGUUCACAAUUUACAAACAUGUUGUGAAUUUUGACAAGUGCAUUUUUACGAUUUUGUUGCAAAUUCAGGAUGAAAAUAAUUUUUCUACCUACCAGUAAACACUGACAAGCCAAAGUUCGUCGCUUUGUUGGUGUUUGUUUCUACGAAACUUCGUCUUCGUAAAAUGUCCCGAAACGAGACGCCAUCUUCGCCGAAAAACAGUGAAUAGCAAAGGAUAUUCCGAGUUACGCCGGGAGCCAAUCAAAACACGCGAAAAUUGCUAUUCACUGAUUUGGUAAAUACUAAACAGGUUUAUCGAAAUUUAAUACUGUACAUUACGGGAAACAUUCCACAUAUGACGCACUUUGAAUCAUACAUGGUCUAGAUCAGAUAUAGAGAUCUCUGCAUUCGAGGACGAGAACAAUUGGGGUACCUACGAGCUCUGACUAUAAAGUUUGUCUUGUAUUCUCAAAAAAAUAGACUCCAGGGAAAGUUUUCUUUUUCUAGUUUUCACAAGAAAAGUUAACACUGUUAUCUAAACUGAAGGAUCGCAAAGUGGCGAGACUUCUAAAACUUGAUAACUCGUUUCCGCCACUAGGACAUUCUUGCUUAAACUCGUAGUAGAAUGACGACGUAAGACGACGACUAUCACGUUUUCCGGCCAAAAUUGCCAUGUUUCACCGUCGCACUACUUAGUAUUGAAAACUGUCGUACUCGUUACCGUUCUCAUCUUAGAAUCUAAAGGACUCUGGUAAAGGCAAAGACAAACCUGGCUUACAAUCUUUUAGGUCCAGCAUAUGACGCAUUAACCUUGUAGAUCUUAUCAAGCUGUCGAACUGAACGCUCUUUUGGAUCAACAUGACAAUGUAUUGCGAUCAAUUUGGAUCUCUAUACCCCUUUAAAAUGGCGAACAAUAACAUUACGACCACGUGCUCCCUGGUAUAAACCGGAAGUGGCUGUACAGAAAAACAUCCGAAGGCGGUUAGAGCGGAAGUGGCGUUCGACUAGAUUACUAUGUGAUCGUGAGCAAUACGUUCAUCAGUGCUACGUUGUCAACAAUUUCAUUGGGUCACUAAAGUCGACAUAUUACACUGACAUCAUUACUGAACAUUCUUCAGAUCAGAGGAUAUUGUUCAAGACUGUUGGAAAGUUAUUGCAAAAAUCAACCAAGAAGUGUUAUCCUCGUUCUUCUGAAGAUACUGCCCCGGCAAAUUCAUUUGCCGAUUUCUUUACCGGCAAGAUUGAUAAAAUACAUUAUGGGCUUGUUGAAAGGAAAAUACGCUUUGGCACUUCCCCUCCUGACGUCAAAGUUUGUGGUACAGAGUUUUGUAACUUUGCUGAGGUUACCCUGGAGGAAAUAAAAAAGUUUUCAAGGAAACCACUGUCUAAAUCUUGUUAACUUGAUCCUCUACCCGCGGUGGUUUUGAAAGGCUGUCUUAACGUAUUACUUCCUACUAUUAUGUGGAUCAUCAAUCUGUCCUUACCGAUUGGUGUUGUGCCCGAUGCUCUGAAGGUUGCUAUACUAUCGCCCACAUUGAAAAAAUCGGAUGCUGACUUUGAACAGUUCCAAAACUUUCGUCCUAUCUCCAACUUAAAAGUAGUAUCGAAGCUCGUUGAAAAGGCAGUUGACAUACAACUCACAGAUCACGUCAUGGCGCACCACUUGGAUGAGACGUUUCAGUCUGCAUAUAAGAACUUUCACUCCACCGAGACAGCUUUAGUAAGGGUCCAGAAUGACAUCCUGUGUGCUAUUGACAACAAUGAGUCUGUUAUACUUCUUUUAUUGGGUCUGUUCUGGGCCCUCUUCUUUAUCUCCUCUAUAUAUCACCCAUUGCUGAUAUCAUCAAGUUCCACAAGUUACAGUAUCAUUUAUACGCUGAUGAUACCCACCCUAAUCGCAACAUCCGUUACUAUGACAGCGAAGGGAAUGAUGAUGAUAAAGGAGAAGAUGGCGAACCAAUUUGUGGCGAAUUUUUCGUAAGACAAUUAGGGUGUCCGCUAUGGUGUCCGCUGUUGACUUUCAUCAUUGCAAAGUUUAGAAGGGUUUGUAUGGCGACGAACCUCAUGGUGUCUUAACAGACUAGUAUUACUGCUUUAGUGUGUAGUAUCGUGGGAUAUUUUUACGAGUCACGCUGUAUUUUGGAGAGCCUGUAGGACAAGCCAAAAUAGAACAUACGCGUAAAAAUUAAUAUCCUACGAUACUACAUACUAGAAUCGUCCAAUAAGAGAUUUAUUACUUAACUCGUCGAGGAGUAUAAAAUAGAACUAAUUUUUAAUGUGCACGCUGGACUACUUCUAACGAGAAUGUGUGACAAACUAACGUGAGUUCAGUUUUCGCGCUCUUUCAGCAACGCUGUAGCCGGUAGGCCCGAAAUGAAAACUAGCCAAAUUGGUUGAGCCCAUUACCCAAGAAUACGACAAUGCAUGAGACAAAAAAAGGCAAAAGAAAAGAGCAGGAACUAAGCAGAGUCCUCUGUUCCUGUGUAACUUCUCUUAAAAUCUCUGUUUACUGUUAUUUAUCAAACCAUUACCUAAUGAAUAUGGAGAGGUACACACCAUAUUCAGUCCACGCACAUAUUUUCACUUUCGCUGGUUAGCAUGAUGGGGUUAUACAUGUGAAUAAAUGGGUCAUGGAUGGCGAGUAUACAAGUGUGUACCAGUGGCUUUUUGAGAAGUUCGGAUGUAUGAUGACCAGUAAACUAACAUUUUGUGUUGGCUUUCUGUAAAUUGUCGUUAGUAGACACGAACAAGUAGUGAAGUAAACGCAUUUCAGUGUGACACGGCUGUUUGUGUUCUGUCCUUCGUAGCCUCUUUUUGAUAGGGAGUUUACGAUACGGCGACUACGGACUACGACUACGGUUAAACAUGCUACUGCGCAUGAUCAAAACCACGUGACUGUUUAUUUUUCCCGCGUAGUCCUGUGAGUUGUUGAGCUUUUUCGCGUAGUCGGGACUGCUGAGAACAUUUUGCUCGUAUUUUGCCGUGUCGGUAAUUCAAGAAUUUCGUCUUUUCGUAAAAAAGGUUUCAAUUCACCUGCCUUAAGUGAGAGGGAAGCGAAAUAUGUAAGUGGUGUCUAAUUUCUGCUCAGAUUUACGCUUUUAAUCCACUGUUGUGACUACAUUUUCAUCGAGCUAAGCUCAUAUUUAAAUAAGCUUAGCUGUUUAUACGCAGAAUUCAGAUUGACAGCCGAAGAGAAGAGAAAUCAUGCAGGUAAUUUGCUUUCUCUUCGCACUUGAAAAGUUUCAAUGUUUGUUCGAACUAAUUAGUGUGUCUUUCUACUUGUGUAAACCUUUGCUUAUGCUAGUUUUUGUAUCGCAUUUGCUGAAUGAAAAUGACGUGAACAUCUCCGAGACAAUCGAAACUCGGCUGUUAGUAGUUAUCUAGGGAUGAAGAUAAGCCUCGUUGGUGUCUUCCCCUGUCUUCCCUCGCAAAAAGUGGAUUCCCUUAAUUAAUAGGCAUAUGGGUCUAGUCAAUGACGUCAUCUAUUGUGAUAACCUAGGGAAAAAAUGGGUUCCUCCAUGCUAAUUAAGUGUCUUCCUCCAUAUAUAAUGAAGUGCCUACUCAGUGUCUUCCUGCAUACUAAUUCGGGAUAGGUUUACUAAUGAGCGUCACUCUACUACAAUAGGAACAAUAGGCUUGCCCAGACUUGCCCGGUAAGUAACUUGAGCCCGGUUUUCGGACCGUCUAUUAAAAGAAAAAUAGGAAUAAGAGAAGCGAUCACCUAGCAACGCGAGAAACGGCUUCCUAUAUCUUAUUUAGUGCUAAAACUUGGAUAUAUAUAAACAAAACAUACACAAAUUGGAACUGUAAACUCUUUAUUUCAAGUUUGUCUGACUAUUACAGAACCGUUUUCUCCUUUCUAUCUCGAGGAAAAGAAAAACUAUCGAAGUCUUGUCAUUUUCGCGCGCGGUUAAUCAGUUAAUUAUGCGAGUUCACAAGCCCAAAGUUGAAUACAAAUUAGCUCUACAGCUAUACCUCAGGGAGCAACCUUGACGUAUUAUUAUAAAACAAAUAACUUAACAAGCAUCAAAUAAAACCCGCGACUCAUAAUUGCUAGCAAUAAAAAGACAAGAGAGAUAUCGUUUUCAAAAAAAUUAUUAAAAAACAAUGUCAAAAAGAGUCAAAUACACAGGAAUGAAAAUUAAUUAAUCUUCAUCGUCGCUCUCCUCUGUAGAAGGGGAAUAGAAAUUGGUUUCCAACGUCUUCGCGUUUUUGUGUGUAACUGCUCCGCAAUCGUGACACCGAAGAAAGCCCUCUUUCAUGUAAUGUCUCCCCUCGGGAAUCUGGUGAUCGCAUAUAGGACAAAUCUUGUGGUAAUCGUGCCAAAGGCAUUUAGGACAUUUCAUGAUCAAUGCCCCGUACACAUUAGAGUUCUCGCAGUGUUCACAGGGACUUUUGGAGUGAAAGGUGGUGGACGUUUCAGGGUUACUACUUUCUAUCUUUCGCUUCAGCGCCAUUCUCAGAAGCCACUUCCUCCUCCUCCUCCUGAUUUUCAAUAUCCGAUGAACUCUCCUCAUUACUACUCUCGUUAUCAGAAGUAUUUUGUACAUUUUGGUAGCCUUUUUCCUUUUCUAUUAAAUCACUUAACAACUUUUUGUUCUUGAUUAAACCUUUAUCGAUUCCUAACUCUGCAAGUCCAUCUAGAAACGUAUUCAGCGCACGAGGUUUGGUAACCUCAUUGUUAUAAGGGAGUAACACAUACUCAACUAGCUCAGCGAUGUUUGUGACGGGAAUAGUGCGUUUAUUUCGAAGUAAUUGUCCGCUGGGGGUCCAGAAAAGAAUAUCUUUGGACGCAGCCAUACUAUGCAGCAAAUCAGAAGCACGCUUUUCCGGCACUGCUCGGGAAAGAUGACUCAAAACAUCUUUUAUUCUCGGUUCUUCUUUUCUUCUUGGUUCUUCAUCCUCGCUUUCAUCACCAGAACUUCCGCUUUCUUCAUGUUCACUCUCGUGUUCUUCUUCUUCAACCAAAUCUAUCUUUCUCUUCAUUUUGAUGAGUACUCGUGACAGACUUAGCUUCGAAUGAGCAACCUAGCGAUGUGUCACCUCUUUUAUAGCAUUAGAAAUCCUAAGCUUGAAACGACAGGGGCUAAUACAUCUUCAAUAAAACCACUACCCUCUUGAACAAGGACUCGCUUCUUUGUUUUGAAAGGGACAUUUGGACUGGCCAGGUUAAGUAAAGCAUCCUUAUAUGGCAGCAAUACCCGCUUAUUUUCUUCGGAGAUGGGAAUGUGUCCCAUGAGUAAAUUGUAUAAGACUUGGACUAGUGCAUGAAGUUACUGUGGUGUAGCUGUCUUUAAAAGAAACUGGCGCUGAUAAGCAGGGCAAGCAGCUAACAGCUGAAGAAAACCACGAUUGUUGUUCACUACACGAGACAUUGCUACAAAAUGAACUAAGAAUGGCAGUUGGUGGUCUUUUAUAGAAUAUGGUGGAAGGAAAAACAAUAGAAAUGAGGAGGAGGAGGAAAAACAAUAGAAAUGAGGAGGAGGAGGAGGAGAAAAACAAUAGAAAUGAGGAGGAGGAGGAGCAGAAGGAGGAGGAGGAAAGAAAACAAUAGAAAUGUGGUGGUGGUGGUGGUUUUGGGGGAGGAAAACAAUAUAAUUUUGUGGCCUGAAAACCUAUAUAAAUGCGAAACAUUCUACCUCUUUCUCAGUCUACAUUUUGCUCCUGAGGAGUUGACAUGAGUUGGCUCUGUUCUGUCUGCGAAAAAUCCUUUAGUAGAAAAGACAAUAUGCAAAGGCACGUGAUGUCUAAACACCGCAAUGCUGGUCUCACCCCAUUUCAAACAGUUCCAAUAUUUUCACAGAAAUGUCAGCGGUUUCGCUUCGAGCAUCCUUUCACCUCCAUGAUUGCCGGAAUGACCGGGUCCGCAAAAACGGCCUGGGUUCGAUCGCUAUUGCAAACAGCUUCAGAGACCAUUUACCCUCCCCCGGGGAGGAUCGUUUGGUGUUAUUCACAAUGGCAGCCUGCGUCUACACAAAUGUUAGUCGCUUUGCCAAACAUUGAAUUCGUCAAGGGAAUUCCUACGGCUUUGGAGCAAGAUUCCUAUUUUGAUGUGAACAAACGGAAUUUGAUCGUGUUUGAUGAUCAGAUGAUUGACGCCAGUAAGGACAAGCGAAUUGUGAACCUUUUUACUCGUGGUUCUCAUCAUCGCAAUCUGAGCGUGAUUUAUAUCCUGCAGAAUCUAUUUCAUCGGGGGAAAGGUAGCCGCAGCAUAAGCUUAAACAGCCAUUAUCUGGUGUUAUUCAAGAAUCCACGACACAAAUUGCAAAUCCUGACUCUGGCGAAGCAAAUGUAUCCCGGGCAGACUGAUUUCUUUUUAAAUCAGUACGAAGAGGCUGUAAAAAGACCUUUUGGUUAUCUUCUUAUUGAUCUGAAAACUUCUACCCAAGAUAAUUGUCGGUUGCGAACAAACGUCCUGCCCAGUGAAGAAGGCUUUAACCAAGCAAGGUUUCAAGAAAAUAUUCCUCAAGAGCUCCUAAAAUAUCUGAAGCAGCAAACUCUUUCGCCUGUCCCACUUCUUCCAGCUAUGCAAGAAACACAGGGCAAUAUGGAUGAUGUGCUUUCUCGAAACGAUCUUCGGGACGAUCAAAAAGCUAAGCGAUACGUUCAGUUGCAAAACAGAUACCUGGCUUUUAAAGAACAAUUAAAUGCAAGAACACGACCGGAAGAAAUAAUCAGUACUGUUCCAGACUUAACAUCAAGGACACAAGAUUCUUCGACAGCAACGACAGCAUUCUCGACUCCCCUCAACCCCUUUAAUGUAACACCUGAAUUAACACAAGCGGCUAUCUCUCAAAAAGCUGACAAAGAAAGCCUCACCCCUCCACCACCCUUAAAUUCUGCUUUCCUGACCCCUCCUCUCACAGUAGAAACCCCAUCACAACAAGGACCGAAGCGCAAAAGGCGUCGGAUUCAAUUUCUAAAUUAUUUGGAUGAUCAUAAAUCUCAUGGCAAACAGCUGAAGAAACGUUAGCAUAAGAAAUUCAAACCUUACAAAUACUCCAUGGGCGAAGAUAAAGAUUAAUUAAUUUUCAUUCCUGUGUAUUUGACUCUUUUUGUCAUUGUUUUUUAAUAAUUUUUUUUAAAACGAUAUCUCUCUUGUCUUUUUAUUGCUACAAUUAUGAGUCGCGUGUUUUAAUUGAUGCUUGUUAAGUUAUUUGUUUUAUAAUAAUACGUCAAGGUUGCUCCCUGGGGUCUAGCUGUAAAGCUAAUUUGUAUUCAACUUUGGGCUUGUGAACUCGCAUAAUUAACUGAUUAACCGCGCGCGAAAAUGACAAGACUUCAAUAGUUUUUCUUUUCCCCGAGAUAGAAAGGAGAAAACGGUUCUGUAAUAGUCAGACAAACUUGAAAUAAAGAGUUUACAGCUCCAAUUUGUGUAUGUUUUGUUUAUAUAUAUCCAAGUUUUAGCGCUAAAUAAGAUAUAGGAAGCCGUUUCUCGCGUUGCUAGGUGAUCGCUUCUCUUAUUCCUAUUUUUCUUUUAAUAGACGGUCCGAAAACCGGGCUCAAGUUACUUACCGGGCAAGUCUAGGCAAGACUAUUGUUCCUAUAGUAGUAGAGUGACGCUCAUUAGUAAACCUAUCCCGAAUUAGUAUGCAGGAAGACACUGAGUAGGCACUUCAUUAUAUAUGGAGGAAGACACUUAAUUAGUAUGGAGGAACCCAUUUUUUCCCUAGGUUAUCACAAUAGAUGACGUCAUUGACUAGACCCAUAUGCCUAUUAAUUAAGGGAAUCCACUUCAUUAUAUAUGAAGGAAGACACUUAAUUGGUAUGGACGAGCCCAUUUUUUCCCUAGGUUAUCACAAUAGAUGACGUCAUUGACUAGACCCAUAUGCCUAUUAAUUAAGGGAAUCCACUUUUUGCGAGGGAAGACAGGGGAAGACACCAACGAGGCUUAUCUGCAUCCCUAGAUAACUACCGCUGUUUCAAUACUUCAAACUACAUCAUAUCAGAAGUCGGAGAAGUCCAUCUUCUAAAUCUAAUAAAUGAGCCAUUACUAUUUCAGUCUAUUUCUUUAAUAUUUGACAUAAGUGUUCAUGGGCGAAAAAAAUAAAACCUGUGUAACCAAAACUUUGUUGACCAAUUUCACCGGACGUAAUUGCUUCCAUCAAGUAUGGAAGAAUUUGUUCAUUGUUCUAAAGAUAAGAUCACAUGCAAAACUGACUUGCAUUUUUGUGAACUGUGAUGAAAACAAGAAAAUCUCUGCGUGUUGUUUCCCUCUCCGCCUCUUCUCUCGUAGUCUACUGUCUGUAGUGCAAUCUUAACGUCCUACAUUUGCACGACUCAACCCAGUUCUACAAACAAAGGACAACGCUCGUCCAACCGUAGUUCGUAGUCCGUAGUCUCCGUAUCUUAAACUCCCUAAUGACCUCCACAACAGGAGCCGAGUGUUCAGAACACUGUUCACAACAGUUUGACGUGGACCUCACUUAAUGUUCUAAAUAACCAUUAAAAGAAGUACAAAAGAUACUCAGAGGUAUCACAAGGGUGAUGGUAAAAGUGAAAGAAUAUGUAGCUAUUUUACUCACCACAUUUCGUUGAAAACAAUGGAUAAAAACUGAGGAUUUUUCUGGUCACGCUUUUCAGCCAACUUUUUCAACUUUUCCCUGAGCGUACUUUUCCUCUCUUUGGGAUUCGCAUUUAUUUGCAAAUGGCAAAUUCGUGAAUCAACAUUGAGGAGGAAGGAACUUUAUAAGUGUUUCAACAGAUGUGACGAGUAUUGUAGUCCUAUUUAGCCUUCAACCCUCCCUUUACUGUCCAUGUGUCAUAAUGCUACAUCACUAGUUAACUAGCUGUUGGUAUGCGUAACGCGACAGAUGUUUUAACUGAUGUGACGAGUAUUGUAUAGUCUCCUAUAGCCCAAUCCGCCCCGAACUGUUCAUGCGUUAUUAUUAUUUUUUAAAAUCAUUGGUUAAAUGGGUGUUGGUAUUUUGUAUUUUUUUCAAUUAUAUUUACUGUUUUCUAUCUUUCAGUCCCUCCAAAUAUUACUGUGAAUCCCCCAUGGCAAGUCGAUAUCGAAGCUGAACAAAAUGUCACUUUGGCGUGCAAUGCUUCGGGUGAUCCCUUGCCUAACGUCACAUGGACGAAAGUCGGUGUCGUACAAGAUCAGUUGAACUUUUCUGGUCACAGGCUGCAUAUUAUUAAUGUAAAGAGGACGGAUGUUGGGUUAUACAGAUGCACAGCUAAUAAUGGAUUUGGAUCAGAGGCUUCUCGUGUCAGCGUUGUCAACGUAAGAUGUAAGGCUGCUUUCCAUGCGAUCGCUAAAAAAAGGGCCAGCGACAUAUAUAAAAUUGAACAACUAGCGUUCUCAUCACGUCCUCGGGAUCGCUGUUACCACUUACUUCCUGUUUUCGCGCAAGAUUUAACAAAUUGAAAUCGUAACAUUUUAAAAUAUUCUUAUCAUCAAUGUUAUUGUCACCGUUGUUUCCAGUUUUAGUGAUUUUUUUUAUGCAAAGAAAAAUAUGGUCUCGUCCUCAAGUGCCUAAUUAGUUUUCUAAUAUCUACCAACAACUAGCCACUUACAAGGCUUGUUUAAUGUGUUUUAGUGCAAUUUAAUAUACGCAUUUUCUGUGCUUCUUCAUCAUCAGCAUCAUCUUUCUUCUUGCGAACACAGGUAGUCGCUGUCAAAUGCGAAAAGUCAACAUAACAAUAACAAGUGAAGUAUGGAAUAACACAUUGCUGGAAAGGGAAUCAUUUGAGUUUAGAACACUGGAAACAAGUGUAUUGAGAGUGGUA
Molecule: messenger RNA, 12304 nt
Organism: Porites lobata
Lineage: Eukaryota; Metazoa; Cnidaria; Anthozoa; Scleractinia; Poritidae
Source: the annotation of a GenBank genome assembly